Molecule: messenger RNA, 321 nt
Organism: Knipowitschia caucasica
Lineage: Eukaryota; Metazoa; Chordata; Actinopteri; Gobiiformes; Gobiidae
Source: the annotation of a GenBank genome assembly
AUGUACCCUCUCCACAUGUACCCUCUCUACAUGUACCCUCUCCACAUGUACCCUCUCCACAUGUACCCUCUCCACAUGCACCCUCACCACAUGUACCCCCUCCACAUGUACCCUCUCCACAUGUACCCUCUCCACAUGCACCCUCACCACAUGUACCCUCUCCACAUGUAUGCUCUCCACAUGUACCCUCUCCACAUGUACCCUCUCCACAUGCACCCUCACCACAUGUACCCUCUCCACAUGUACCCUCUCCACAUGAACCCUCUCCACAUGAACCCUCUCCACAUGUACCCUCUCCACAUGUACCCUCUCCACAUGUAA